This is a messenger RNA of Cucurbita pepo subsp. pepo (vegetable marrow), 1811 nucleotides long. RefSeq names its product polyol transporter 5. NCBI's taxonomy places the organism in Eukaryota, Viridiplantae, Streptophyta, Magnoliopsida, Cucurbitales, Cucurbitaceae. The record is from RefSeq and is a predicted model, not a curated record. Gene Ontology annotation, cellular component: membrane. Gene Ontology annotation, biological process: transmembrane transport. Gene Ontology annotation, molecular function: carbohydrate:proton symporter activity.
AUGACCCCUAAGCUUGUCCAUUCAUACCCAUACCCAUCAUCAUCAUCAUCUUCUUCUUCUUCUUCUGGUUCUUGUUCUUCACUUAAUUAGCUAACAAUGGCGGCUGACCCAAAAACCCAAAUGGCGCUGCCCGAUUUUGAUGCCCCAAAGAAGAGAACUAGGAACAAAUUCGCUUUAGCCUGUGCUUUUUUGGCUUCCAUGAGCUCUGUUCUUCUCGGUUACGAUAUCGGUGUAAUGAGCGGCGCCGCCAUUUUUAUCAAAGACGAUUUCCAGCUCUCCGACAUCAAAAUUGAAAUCCUCGUCGGAAUCCUUAAUCUGUAUUCACUAAUUGGCUCUGCCGCCGCCGGUCGUACCUCCGAUUGGAUUGGCCGUCGCUACACUAUGGUUGUUGCCGCUGUUAUCUUCUUCGCCGGCGCCCUUCUUAUGGGUUUUGCCACUAAUUACUCCUUCCUCAUGUUUGGCCGCUUUGUCGCCGGUGUCGGCGUCGGCUACGCUCUCAUGAUUGCCCCUGUUUACACCGCCGAGGUCUCGCCGGCGUCUUCCCGUGGGUUUCUUACUUCGUUCCCGGAGGUUUUCAUCAAUGCCGGAAUCUUGCUUGGUUAUGUGUCGAAUUACGGCUUCUCAAAAAUCUCAAAUCCGACAAAAAUGGGGUGGCGAUACAUGCUCGGAAUCGGCGCUGUCCCCUCUGUUUUCCUCGCCGUCGUUGUUUUAUUCAUGCCGGAAUCUCCCCGGUGGUUGGUUCUCCAAGGCCGUCUCGGCGAUGCGAAGAAAGUCCUCGACAAAACCUCCGAUUCCAAAGAGGAAGCUCUGAUGCGUCUCGCCGACAUUAAACAGGCCGCCGGAAUCCCACUCGAGUGCAACGACGACGUCGUUGUCAUCACCAAAAAAGCAACCCACGGCGAAGGCGUUUGGCGGGAACUUCUCCUCCACCCGACUCCCGCCGUCCGCCACAUCUUAAUCUGCGGAAUCGGAAUCCAUUUCUUCCAACAAGCCUCCGGCAUAGACGCCGUCGUUUUAUACAGUCCGCGAAUCUUCGAGAAAGCCGGGAUUACGUCCUCCAACGAGAAGCUUCUGGCCACCGUCGCCGUCGGGGUCGUGAAAACUCUGUUCAUCUUAGUGGCUACUUUUCUGCUGGACAGAAUCGGACGGCGGCCGUUGCUGCUGACAAGCGUGGCGGGGAUGAUUCUGUCACUGACGACGCUCGGAAUGGCUCUGACGGUUAUCGAUCACACGGAUCGGAAGGUGAUGUGGGCGGUGGUUCUGUGCAUAUCAAUGGUGUUGAUGUUCGUUGCGUCGUUCUCGAUUGGGAUGGGGCCCAUCACGUGGGUUUAUAGCUCUGAGAUUUUUCCGUUGAAGCUACGCGCUCAAGGGACGAGUAUGGGAGUGGCGGUGAAUCGGGUCACGAGUGGGAUCCUUUCAAUGACGUUUUUGUCCUUGUAUAAGGCGAUUACAAUCGGCGGCGCUUUCUUCUUAUUCGCCGCCGUGGCUUCCGUCGCUUGGAUUUUCUUUUAUACCACUUUGCCGGAGACGCAGGGGAAGACUCUGGAGGAGAUGGAGGGGCUUUUUGGUAAUUUCAGACGGAACUCGGCUGCGGCUGGAAAGAAGGAAACCGGCGGUGGUGGUGAUGGUGGGGUUCAGUUGGCGGCGGCGGCCAACGGUCGGUCUUCUUAAGUUAAGGGGUAGUUUGGUAAAUAUAUGCUUAUAUUUCUUUUUUUUCUUUUUUUUUUUUGAUAGGGGAAAAAUUAUGGUGUGCCUUUUGUGUGAGAGUAAACUCUCCCCUUACCUACUUAAAAAAAAAAAAAAAAAAAAAA